AUGGAGGACGCGAACACCACCGAGAAUGGCAUGGUGGCGAGGAAACAGAAGACGGCGAUGCUUGUGGCGCAGGUGUCUGAUCACCAGAUGCGCAUCGAAGUUCUGGAGGGUGAAAAAGAGCUGUUGAGGAUUGAGAUAGAGAGCUUCAAGACAGUUGCAGAGACGUACGAAAAGCGCCUCGAGACCGCAAUUGAUCGGCUCGAUAAACAGGCCAGGCUCAUUGGCGGACUGCAAGACUUGGCAUCAGAGCUGCAGGACCGCUUGGAGGCCACCGAGGAGGCCUCGAGCGAAGGGGAGGAUGAGUCGGACGAAGGUUUUGACAAGAAGGAGAAGAUGAGAGUUGCAGCCAGUGCCGCAGCGUUGAGAGAUGCAUCCUACCGAGAGCUCGUUCGGCAGGUUUUCCAGACGCGCAUGGGCGUUCCGAACCUUAAACUGCGCACUCUUCCAUUCUGGCCGAAGGAAGGAGAGCCUAUGCCAGUUGAUCCUGCAACCAAGACCGACUUGAUGCGCUUUCGAUGGGAUCAGCCUUGGGACGCCGCUGGAAACUACAAGAACAUUAGGACACUGGUCACGAUGAUCAUCAAACAAGGAGCGGAACUCGUACCUGGCGCGGCCAAGCCCAUUCGAGAUCUUCUCAAAUCUGAUGCUGAGGAGAGCGUGAAGAAGAAAUUCCGUGCACUGCAAAAAGCUCUUCGUGAUGAAAAGCUGAUCGGUGCACGUGGUCGUUCAGUAACGGUUCAGCGGGAUAUGAAUGUGAUGGCGUACGAGGAUAAUGAUUCCGCAGAGGCUGGUGGAAAUGGCGCUGUGAUAGACAUGCCCGUUACAGCGAAGAAGUCAACACAUACAACCAGCCGUGCGAAAGGGAAGCUUCAAGUGCGCAUCCGUAAGCGUACCAACUUGCCCAAGGAAUCCGAGUGGCGCGAUCCAAAGUACGAUGCAGCGUUCGCUGUGAACCUGAUGUCCGAUGACGAGGACCAGGUGGAUGAGAAGGGUGAAUUCACGGGGAAAUAUAUCUCCAAGGCCCCUGCUUACCGAAGCCAAGAGUUAAUCAACCUGUUUCGGGCGGUUGAUGCAACUCGAGACCCGGAGCCGUCAAACAGAUAUAUUCCUCGUAUGAAGGCUGCCGAGACCAUUGAUUAG
Messenger RNA from Sparassis crispa, 1140 nucleotides. RefSeq lists its product as hypothetical. The record is from RefSeq and is a predicted model, not a curated record. Lineage: Eukaryota; Fungi; Basidiomycota; Agaricomycetes; Polyporales; Sparassidaceae. The transcript is spliced from 4 exons. Bases 1 to 1140 code for a protein of 379 amino acids.